UACAAUAUGUGAUUUCAAAACAAUAGCGUAUAAACAUGUAAUACUAUGAUUUCUCAGACUUUAUUUGUAGAAUUUAUAUUAAUUUUAAAUAUGCACGGUUGCAACAGCCAUGUCGACAGUGCAAAGUUAGAAGAGGAAUGCAAGAUCGCAGACAUCUGUCGUCACGACCAAGUUCCCGUGUGCGGGAUCGACGGCUGCGGGGAAUUGAGAACUUUCAUUGAUACAUGCGACAUGCAUGAGUUCAACUGUGAUAGUAAAAAAGACUUCAUCCAAAAACCAGUUCACGAAUGUUGGGUGACUUGCAAACGUGGUAGAAGUUUUAAGAAACCGCUCUACGGUGAAGAUUGUAUGAAAACUAAUUUAGUAUGAAAACGACAAAAUUAUCAAAACAAUUUUAUUUAAAUAAUAAAUUAAUUCGAUAA
This is a messenger RNA of Papilio machaon (common yellow swallowtail), 422 nucleotides long. RefSeq lists its product as uncharacterized. The record is from RefSeq and is a predicted model, not a curated record. Gene Ontology annotation, molecular function: protein binding. NCBI's taxonomy places the organism in Eukaryota, Metazoa, Arthropoda, Insecta, Lepidoptera, Papilionidae. The coding region runs from base 46 to 369 and encodes 107 amino acids. The transcript has 3 exons.